AUGUCUCAAUUACAGCGCGAAAUGCGGUCAUCUCACCGCAGCGGCGCGCGUUCGGACGGCAGGGCCUCUUCUAAAUCCGGCCUACGCAGUCCUAGUCUGAAAAGUCCCAAUAUGGACGCAGAAUACAACGAAUUUGACGAGAGCCUGAUGGACAUGAGUUUCAUGAAACUGGACGACAUGCUGCGCCAGAAAAUACAGAGCACGGAAUCGCUGUCGUCCACUGCCGCGGUUGCCGGGUCGCCGAUAAGCCGGCAGGAGAGCAGGGCAAAUUCGCUGAUCGGGUCCAUCAUCGACAGCGAGGAGGACACCGGCGCGGGCGAGGCCGGCGACGACGGGGGAGUCGUGAAAAUAUACACUGUCUCGGACGUGAUAACGGCGCUGGGCCGGCCAAGAAGCAAGAUAAACUCGUUGUCGAGAGAGUUUUUGCUGGGCGAACUGUAUCACAUGAUUGUGAAAAAACCUCUGGCCUCCAACGGGAAGGUGGUCAACGAGACGGAUCUGGAGUCGUUGAUCUCGUUUAUCAAGACGGCGCGUUCCGGACUCGAGUUUGUGUUUGCUCUGCGCUCCGCCGUCGCCUAUAUAGCCAGCGACUCCGACGAGGUGGCUACGGUAGCUGUGGAGAGCUUGUUUCCUGUUCUGCUUGAUAAAAUCUACAGCACAGAAGAGGCCUACGAGGGCGUUCGCUCAAGCUGUUUGAUUGCAUAUGCUAGCAUGCUUUUGGUGAUCUACAACGAGUCGCAUUGCUACGGUCUGGAAAAUAGCGUCGAGACACUCAUGGAGUUGGCCGAAGGGUUCAGCGCCGGCAGUCUGACGGAAAAUGACGAGGAUAUUGUUGUGAAUGCUCUCAAUGCCGUUGGCAUUGUUGUCAGUCUGCUCUAUAAAGCUGGACGUGAGGUCAACACCGUCAUACAGGACAACAUUCCUCUACUGAUGAAUUUCCUGGCGGAGGAGUUCUCGAAGAAGGUCCAGAAAACGGCUGCUGUUGUGAUUGCAUUGAUGUACGAGGUGUUUGAUUAUGACGACGACGAGGAGCCCUACCACGAUCUAGACGAUCUGAAGAACAUUCUGACACAGUUGGUGAGGUAUUCCUCGAAAAAAGUGAGCAAGAAGGACAAAAAAGAGUCUCGCUCGAUAUUCAGAGAGGUUCUGCGGAGCAUCGAGGAACGGGCACACGAAGCCAGCGGGGAGACAGAGGUGUUGUCGAGGUUCAGGCUCAGCGGUUCGAAAACCCUACCGAUCACCAGCUGGUUCGAAUAUAUCCGCCUGUUGCAUCUCAGAUACAUUUUUGGCUCCGAGCUGAAUCUGCACUACAUUUCUUCCAGGGAAGUGCGCAACCUGCUGGCCCCGCCCGACGACGAGUCUGCGAAGUUCAGGUCAACAGACGAUGAGUACCAGGAACACAACAAAGCGUGGAAGUCAGAAACUGGACGUCUGAGCAGUAUUAAAAAGGACCAAAAAAUCAGGGAAGCACGAGAAAGAAAACUGCGGGAACAGCUAGGAGAUCUUGCAUUGGAAUGA
Ogataea haglerorum is the source of this 1518-nucleotide messenger RNA. RefSeq lists its product as uncharacterized. Bases 1 to 1518 code for a protein of 505 amino acids. The record is from RefSeq and is a predicted model, not a curated record. NCBI's taxonomy places the organism in Eukaryota, Fungi, Ascomycota, Pichiomycetes, Pichiales, Pichiaceae. The transcript has a single exon.